Polychytrium aggregatum is the source of this 1830-nucleotide messenger RNA. RefSeq names its product amino acid/polyamine transporter I. The transcript has 4 exons. NCBI's taxonomy places the organism in Eukaryota, Fungi, Chytridiomycota, Chytridiomycetes, Polychytriales. The record is from RefSeq and is a predicted model, not a curated record. The coding region runs from base 1 to 1668 and encodes 555 amino acids. Gene Ontology annotation, cellular component: plasma membrane. Gene Ontology annotation, biological process: amino acid transport; transmembrane transport. Gene Ontology annotation, molecular function: amino acid transmembrane transporter activity.
AUGGCCAUGUUCAACAUCCAGUCGAAGCUGCAAAGACUCAAGGGCGGCCACCAAACGCUUAUGGACCGGCUUUUCGUUAUCAAAUCCGCCGAUCUGGUCGAGGUCGAGCGUCCUCGGAUCGGAUACAGAAGAACCCUUACCUGCUUUGAUCUCGUCCUGCUCGGCGUCGGCGGCAUCAUCGGUGCCGGCAUCUUCAUCAUCACCGGCAGGGCCGCGCACGAUCUCGCGGGCCCGAGCAUCGUGAUUUCGUUUCUAAUCUCGGGGUUCGUCUGUGCCCUGGCCGCAAUCUGCUACGCCGAGCUCGCAUCCAUGAUCCCGCUCUCGGGCUCGGCAUACACUUACACAUACAGCACUAUGGGCGAGAUCGUCGCCUGGAUCAUCGGAUGGGACCUGAUCCUCGAGUACCUCGUUGGCGCUGCAGCUGUAGCCUCGGCCUGGUCCAACUACUUUGUCUCGUUUGUGCAUGAUGCCAGCGGGCGAUCCGACAUCUUUGAUCCCCGCCUCGUCAAUGCCCCGGUGCAGUGGAUCAACAACCCCGUUCCUGGAUUCUAUCCGGUCGUUGUGGUUCUUCCGGACGGCUCGCAGGCGAAUGCCAUUGUGAAUCUCCCUGCUGCCUUAAUCUCGCUGUUGAUCAUGUCGGUGGUGGCCGCGGGAAUCCGUCAGUCCUCAACGACGCUGAACAUCAUCGUUGUGCUCAAGUUUGUGUGCAUUCUCAUCUUCAUCGGCACCGGCCUGUCGUAUAUCCAGCCGGCGAACUACACCCCGUUCAUUCCACCAUACGACCCCACUACCGAAGCAUACGGCAUGGCGGGUAUGUUCAAGGCCAGUCUUCAAGUGUUUUACGCAUAUCUCGGCUUCGACGUCGUCUCGGCGACGGCACAAGAGGCUCGAUUUCCCAAGCGCGAUGUGCCCAUCGGCAUCAUAGGCUCGCUCUCGAUCUGCACCCUUCUGUACAUAUCGGUGUCGGUUGUCUUGACCGGCAUCCUCCCGUACCAGCAGAUCCCCACGGAUGCCCCCGUAGCCAACGCCAUGCGCAUCGUCGGUGCACCGGCCCUGGUCCCCGUCAUCAUCGAGUUUGGUGCUGUCGUUGGACUCGCCUCGGUGAUGCUUGUCGCCAUGAUCGGCCAGCCUCGCAUUUUCCAAACGAUGGCCCAGGACGGCCUGCUGCCGGAGUUUCUCGCCAAGAUCCACCCGCGCACUCGGACACCGCUGCCUGCCGUUAUCUUGAGCGGGAUGCUCUGUGCUGUCCUUGGCUCGGUAUUCCCGGUGGGCUUACUGGCCGAUCUGACCUCGGUCGGCACCCUGCUUGCAUUUAUACUGGUGUCGCUCUCGGUAUGGAUUCUGCGCUGGCGCCAGCCCGAGCGAGAGCGGCGAUUCCAGAUCCCUGGAGGAUUCUGGAUUGGAGGCAACCUGGUUCCCUUGCUCAGCGCAACGACAUCGGCUGCCCUGAUCUGGAUGGGCGGAAACAUUGCAAUCACUCUCAGGGUGAUCAUAUGGCUGCUUAUUGGCUUGCUCGGGGUUUACUUCCCCUAUGGCAUUUGGAACUCGAGAAAUCGGUAUCCUCUGGUGCCGGAGAAAGUGAACGAAAACUCGCAGUCCAAUAGCAAUUCCUCCGACAGCCAUGAGCCGCUUGUUAUUGAUGAGCAUGAGGCAGAGCCCGCAAAUUGAAGCGGAGUGCUCUCCUCCGAAGCCAGAUGCUGCUACUUUCGGAGUCCCGGAUGCACACUCGAAAAUACACACAUGGUGCAUCCAUUCCAUCCGCGAUCAUGGCUUUCUGUGGCAUUAUCGCAGAGGGUCCGUGACAUGGGCCGUGGAAACGGCGGCAGUGAC